AUGCAAGACUUUCUUUGGUUUAGCGCUUCUGCAUUGUACGACCUGAUCAUCAAGUGGCCUGUAUCUUUCGUCGUUACCCCUGACUUCGUGCCUUUCAUAAUAGUGCAAAAAACGGCUCCAGUUAUUUGUGGACCGCUUGCAAAUCUCUCCAAUCAAUCGCUAACCCAAGGUGAGGUUCCGUCUCGGUGGUUCCUUUGUUACACCCAUUUUGAAGAAGGAGCCAUCAUCCAGUCCCGAAAAUUAUCACUCUUCAAGAAAGUGCUGAGAAACCAGAUCAAUCGUCAUAUCCAUCUCAAUCAUAUCAUCUCCAAUCAUCAACAUGGAGUUGUUCCUGGUCGCUCUGUUGAGUGUCUGAAUGACUGGACUGAAACCCUUUAUAAUAAGACUAAGAGUCGGGUUCCAUCCUGUUCUCAGAAAGUGGAUAUCAGAAUAUCUUUUCGGCAGGACCUUCUAGGUCCAAAGUUGACCAGUCCUACUGCAAUGUUUAGACAGGUGCUAAGUGGAGUACCCCAAGUAUAUGCUGACGACUUGAAAAUUUAUAAGACGAUCUCGCAUGAUACGGACUAUCUGGUCGUGCAAAAGGCCAUAGAUGUAACAGUCGACUGGUCCAAGAAAUGGCAGUUGCCUAUAGCUCCACAGAAAACAGUUUACAUGAAACUCGACUCCGGCAACCUCUAA
Molecule: messenger RNA, 678 nt
Organism: Cooperia oncophora
Lineage: Eukaryota; Metazoa; Nematoda; Chromadorea; Rhabditida; Trichostrongylidae
Source: the annotation of a GenBank genome assembly